Eublepharis macularius is the source of this 9170-nucleotide messenger RNA. RefSeq names its product homeobox containing 1 (gene HMBOX1). The record is from RefSeq and is a predicted model, not a curated record. The coding region runs from base 351 to 1721 and encodes 456 amino acids. Gene Ontology annotation, molecular function: double-stranded telomeric DNA binding. Gene Ontology annotation, biological process: positive regulation of DNA-templated transcription. The transcript has 11 exons. Gene Ontology annotation, cellular component: nucleus. Lineage: Eukaryota; Metazoa; Chordata; Lepidosauria; Squamata; Eublepharidae.
AUGGCGCUUGUCAGACAGACAAAGACAGUCAGUCUGGUCUGAUUAAGCCCCAAAGAGAUCAAGAAGAAGCGGGAAGUGAGGGGAGGGCGAUUUUUUCCCCUUGGGAGCUGGGAGAAGCAGGUGCUGGGAGUCUGAAGCAUUUUUCACGUUUUGGAGCUCCCCCUCAUUUUAUUUUGUAGCCCCCACCCCCAAAUCUUUUUUGCUUUUCACAUUGGGACGGGGGGAUCCGCGCCCCCUCAACUUCUACUGUUAAAUGGUCAAGUGGAGAGGCAGUAACCACGACCCAAAGAAUGGUAACUAGUGCCGAAGACCUCCAAGAGGCUUUUUGAUUUCCUCUCCCCAUGUAAAGUAUGCUGAGAACCUUUCCAGUAGUCCUGCUGGAAACCAUGUUUCACUACACAGAUGAACCCAGAUUCACCAUAGAGCAGAUAGACCUGCUUCAGCGGCUGAGACGUACAGGAAUGACACGGCACGAAAUCCUCCAUGCCCUGGAAACUUUUGACCGCCUCGACCAGGAGCAUAGUGACAAGUUCGGGAGGCGAUCCACUUACGGGGGCAGUGGCGGGUCCUGUAGCAACAGCACCAACAACGUCCCAGCGUCUUCCUCCACAGCCACAGCUUCCACGCAGACCCAACACUCUGGGAUGUCUCCAUCGCCUAGCAACAGUUACGACACCUCCCCACAGCCUUGCACUACUAAUCAGAAUGGGAGGGAGAGUAACGAGAGGUUGUCCGCCUUCAAUGGGAAGAUGUCACCCACCCGCUACCCGCUAGCAAACAGCAUGGCUCAACGAUCGUACAGCUUUGAAGCCUCUGAGGAGGACUUGGAUGUAGAUGACAAAGUGGAGGAGCUGAUGAGGAGAGACAGCAGCGUGAUAAAAGAGGAAAUCAAAGCCUUCCUGGCCAACCGAAGGAUCUCUCAAGCAGUCGUUGCACAGGUAACAGGUAUUAGCCAGAGCCGGAUCUCCCACUGGCUGCUGCAGCAGGGAUCAGACCUGAGCGAACAAAAGAAAAGGGCCUUUUACCGAUGGUACCAGCUUGAGAAGACAAACCCUGGGGCCACGUUAAGCAUGAGACCAGCCCCCAUCCCAGUAGAAGAACCAGAAUGGAGGCAGACACCUCCUCCAGUCACGGCUACCUCUGGGACCUUCCGACUACGGCGGGGCAGCCGAUUCACCUGGCGGAAAGAGUGCUUGGCUGUCAUGGAAAGCUACUUUAACGAGAAUCAAUAUCCAGAUGAGGCCAAGAGGGAAGAAAUUGCAAAUGCCUGUAAUGCAGUGAUUCAAAAGCCAGGAAAGAAGCUGUCUGAUUUGGAACGAGUGACCUCCCUCAAAGUGUACAACUGGUUUGCUAACAGAAGGAAGGAAAUCAAGAGGCGAGCCAAUAUUGCAGCAAUCCUGGAGAGUCAUGGGAUAGAUGUACAAAGUCCUGGAGGCCACUCCAACAGUGACGACGUAGACGGGAAUGACUAUUCAGAGCAAGACACUUGGCAAGUACGCAAUGGGGAGGAGGAGGGACGAUGUACAGAGGGAGGCAGAGAAGCAGAGAAGUUAGAAGAAGACAGGAGGAUCUGCUCAAAACAAGAUGACAGCACUAGCCAUAGCGACCACCAAGACCCUAUCUCACUAGCCGUGGAGAUGGCAGCAGUAAACCACACCAUCCUGGCACUGGCCCGGCAAGGAACCAACGAGAUCAAAACAGAGGCCCUAGAGGACGACUGAUGAAUCGGCGGAGGGGGAGGGCUGAGACCGAGAAAGUAACUUAGUUUUAGACGUAGCACCUUAGCAGCCUUUCCUGGUCUUUACUAUGUGUUUUUCUUGCAGUAUAACUUUGCAGUCUCUUGUACGUCAAAUUAGCCGUUUAGGGUCUUGUCCUGUGAAGAUGGCAUGGUGCCCUCUGACUCCGCAUAUAAACUCUCAGUAUUAAUUCCCAGUCAAAUAAUUAACCAAACUGGCUGACCUCCCUCUCCCAGCCCCCCACCUGUCUCCCCCAUGGCUAGACAAAAACCUUUGCUGCUCUGUCUUAGCAUUCCAUGAAUGUGCUUCCAGGUGUCGUAGGCAGCCCUCAAUUCCAAGCUGUAGGCUAAACCUGUAACGUGAAAAAAAAAUCCUUGGAUUACCUUUCGAAUGUAGUGUGUUAAUGCUUUUCCUUUCUGAGAUAGAAAGAGGAUAAAAGGAGGUUGCGUGGUUCCAAGGAGAACAGUGGCUGCCGUAUUGGGAGUGUUGGACUGAGAAUGGGGAGAUGAUGGACUUCAAUUCCAUUUCAGUGUCUGGUCUCCAGGUGCCAAUAAGUUGUGCCUCUCUUGAUCAUACAGUGACAUGUCCUGUUUUUCUUUGCAGUUGGUGCUACUGUGUGAAUGUUCUGGGUGGGAUAGAAUAAGAUGGGAGAGUGUCUGUUGGUGUAUUUUGGUUGAUUCUCAUUGCCUUGUUUCUUUCUUGUAAGCUCUGCAGCAAGAGACACACAACUUGCUAAAGGUUCUCAUGUGAGCUCAGAGGAAGCUGCCUGUUGCAGCUCUGCCUUGGGCUUGACUCAUUCCGGUCAGCCUCUGGUGCCUAGGCGAGUAAAUCUGCUGCCUCUCUGCACCAGGGAAUGAUUGGGUCAUUUGAGUACUUCCCAUACAGGAAGACAGCAGAAUUACCUGCAUCCAGAGGAGGCACAACCAGAACAGUGGCCCACUUGGAAAAACAAUAUGGGUCUUCCUUACUUUUCCUUUCCAAGUACAUCUUUUCAGUUGCAAGGGUAGUGUGUGCCUCCAGUUUUCAACCUCAGCUUUUGGAAGUUUGGAACAUACUGCUCAAAACUCUUGUAACUGUUUACCUCUUCUUUCCCCCACUCCUUCCCAUGUUCUUGAGGGAAAUGUUAUUAAGCUGAGGUGUGUGCCUAUAGCUGCAAAGUUGCCUCACAGCAGGGCCAUAUUCAAGUUACGGGGGACACACAUGAGCCAGCAUAAUGAUUCCUGAUACACAUCAGAGGGCAUGCAGAGUGGUUGUGCAUUUUCUGUGCCAUUGGUUCCCCAUGGUAUGCAAUUGGCCCAUAAGGAAUAGUCAUUCUCCUUCUUGAGAAAUCUGGGUGAAAAUACCUCGUGUGUGUGUUUUUGUGUUUUCCUACUUCUGUUUUUGUUCAGGAGCCAGAAAGCUGUACCAUUUUGAGCAGGUUAACUAAAAAUUGGAAGCCAUACUUAAACAGGAUACUUACUGGAUGUUGCCAUGAUGCAGGGAUUUGGCAGCAGGGGUGCAGUUACUGUUCUCCCACACCUGCGGUGGAAGCCUGGUUAUUUCUCCCCCCUACUGAUUUUUGCGGGUUGCCAUGUCCAAUGUGAGGUUGUAUUCAGACAAGGUAGGGUGCUUAUUGAAAACAGCACUGGGUGGACAAAACUAACUGUAUGUUAAGUGAAUCUACCUUUAAAUAGCAAAAACUAAUUGAUUUCUUUUCCUUGAUCAAAUGUAGCACUUUGGUUACCUUUUUUUCUUAAAUAAAUAAAUAUAUAUAUUUGUAUUUGAUAAUUUCUUUUUUUUUUAAUGUCACUGGGAAAAGUCCAAAAUAAAAUACUGUAAAUUCAUGUAAGGGCCUAAUCCCAUGAUAUGCCUCGAGCAUUGGGAGUACUUCCCACGGGAAGGAACUGGGCACUAAAACACCAGGGAGGGACUUCUCCUUCGUAAAUGGGAUUGUUGCAAAAACAUCAUUUUUGCACAGGAGAUGUCUUUGGAAGGUUGUCCCUGGUGUGCCUUUUUGUGUGUCACUCUUCAUUGGAACUUGUGCAGAAGAUCUUCCUAGUGGAUUGGGCCCUUCCUACCCUAAGCAAUCAGUAUCUCUGUGAUGAACUCCAUGUGCAGCUUUAUGUAAAUAAUAGAUGUUGUGCAUGGUGCUCAGACUGACAGCUGUCCCACAAAAAUGUUCUCAGGUUCUGAUGUUAGCUGACUCUAAUGUUUAUCUUGCCCAGCUCACUUCUUUGAGACAUGUAGAAAAAAUUAAGAAAGCGGAAAAGACUUGAAGCCCUUGUAAUGUUGAAGUGGGACAGUUUUAAGACUGACGCAUUGAAUUGGUGACCAUCUUGGAAGCAGUAAGCCAAUUCUCUGUACCAAUCUUCCAUCUGAUGAUACCCCCAUUCCAAAGAGUUCUAUGUGCAGCUGGCUGCUCACCAUUUCCCUCUAUACAGUUUGAAUGCUGUGAGAUGGAGAAAAACAUGGGGGAAGCAACCAACACUUUCCAUAGUGGUCCAGUUGCAGCCUUGCCUGCAAUCUCCCAAGGUGCAAGUCCAUUUCAUGAUGUGGUUUGUUUCCAUAACAGUAGAGCCAUAUUUAUAUUGAGGGCUCAACCUUUUGAAAAGUUGUCAAUGCAAAUACAUAUUCAGACAAACAGCAAAGGAUGAUGAAAUGUUUCCUUUUGGAGUCUAUGAAGUUGGCAUCUCUUUGGGUGCUUACGGUUGAACAGCUGAGGUGGUGAUGCUUGGAAGUUUUCUGUCCAGAGGCUCAGAUGGCAGGUCAUUGCUUCUAAACUGAUAAUCCAGAAGAACAAAAUUUUUGAGUAGAUGAGCUGCAAUUACCCCUCCUGGAGAGCAUUCAUAACUAGUCUCUCUCAUCUUGUGAUGACUUCCCCAUUUCAAUUGGUUGUCUCAAUGCUGCUGUACCAUAGUGGUUAAGUGGUUGGGCCGCAAACCAGCACUGGUUCGAGUCCCACUACUGCCAUGAGCUCAGCAGGUGGCCUUGAGAAAGCCACUCCUCUCAGCCCCAGCUCCCCAGCUGUAUUGAGAGGAUAAUAAUAACAUUGACUUCGUUCACUGCUCUGAAUGGGGCACUAAUCUCUCUAGAGAAGAGUAUGUAAGUGUAGAUGUUGUUGUUAUUAUUAUUAAUCUCUGCUAUUUGAGUGAUAUACUGUAUGUCUAAGACACAUCCUUCCUUUGUGGAUUUUUCCUGCCCCAAAAGUAUUUGAUUCAUUGCAACCAUUUGAUCACCAAAGUAAAAAUGAAACAGUAGCCUUCUACCUGGCUUGUCUGUCUGAAGCAGGCAAAUUCACACGGUGCUUCAGCCAUAGACUCAGGGAUGUGAACUGGUUCAGUGGCUGCAGAGAAACCUUUUUGGGGUGGGGGGUGGGGGUAAUGCACAUGAGCAAGUGUGUAUCUUUUAGUGUAGGGUAAGCAAAGAGUGUGGGAAUUUGGGUGUGCUAGUAUGGGGGAGUUAUCCAGCAAAGCUGUAGUAGCUCCAGUGGAAUUUUACCUCCUUUGUAUGAUAGUCACACACUGAUCUGACAAGCAAACAGCCAGAAUUUAUGACUCUGAGAACAUUUAAAUAAUCAGUGCCUUCUCUUCAUUGGGCUUGCCACUGCUAUUUACUUCUGCUGUUCCAUUAAUGGUAUUUUAAUUUUUUUUUUACUUUGUUUCCUCAGCAGGAAGCUUUAGCAAAAGAAUAUGUUCUUGCAAGGGGGUUACUCAUAAACAGUGGAUAAUCAGAGCAAGAUCCCCCUCCUCUUCUGUGAUUUGGAAAAAUGCAGCUUGCUGGUUUUCCAGUUCAGAAAACAGAAGUUGUAAUGCCAGGCAAGUUCAAACCUCUGGUGUUGCAUUGCUCAUGUGAGGAAACCACAGGAUUUUUGCAUCAGGUUUCAGAAUUAACAGCGCAAUCCUAAGCAAAAUUAUUCCAGUCUAAGCCCAUUCAUUUCAAUGGGCUUAGACUGGAGUAACCGUGUUUAGGAUUGUACUGUAAGAAAGUCUUACACCAGGGUCAAAUCUUGAGCUUGAUGGGUUGUGCUGAGAUAGUUUAAAGCAACUUCUCCUGUUAAAUGACUGGACCCCAUCCAGAGAAAACAGCAUCUGAAUAAUGAACAACUGUCCUGUUGGUUUCAUUGGGAAUUUAGAUGCUUCUAAGUAGGUAAGAUCUAUACCACACUAAAGGGUGACUCUCAUAAUCACAUUUUUCACAGGGAAGAGACUUUAUACCAUGAUUGGGGAGAACAAUACACAUGGAACCCAGUUUUACUUAGAGGUUUGACGCGGUUCUGUGACUGAAACUCAAUUCCUCCCGCAUUAUUACAGCAUUUCAUGUUACUGAGUGGUUUGGCCAUGGGAAGAUGACCCCUCUUGUCCAUUCAAAUUAGCAAAAUAAGGAAUAGUUGAUGGUUUUUCUUUUGCUAUCAGAAUUGUUGGAUCAGUGGGUUUCACAUUCCAGAUUCUUUUGCUUUGAAAUGACGUUGAUUUCUCCCCCCACCUCCACCUCUCUUUUGGUUUGCCUUUGCAUUCUGGAACUGCAGUAAACACUUUUAUUUGUAUUUCCAAGAGGAGGUAUCCAGUUCUUGAUCUAUUAUCUGGAUCCAUUUAACCAUCCUGAGGAUGGUUGAAAUUUUUGGAAAUGUUAAUGGAAGGUCUGGUGUGCAGGAGGUAUAUUGUGUGAAUUAUCUCAAGCUGUUUAAUCGUUAGGUAUCCUUCUGUGUAGGCUCAUGUCUUGUGGUGCACAGAGGUCCAGAUUAUUGACGACUUGGCUUUGCAGAAUCUCCCGUCGUUCUUUGAUGUCGUUGGCCUUGUUGUUUUGGGAAUAACUGAAGAGCAGCCUUUCUCCCAUCCAAAUUUUUUAAAAAAUCAUUUCCUUACCAACAAUGAUUGCAAAUACAAUCUUGGUUUUUGUUGAAUAAUAUUUCAUUUAUUUUAGUGGAGGGCAGAAGAGAAGUUUGUUGGAAGAUGACCAGCCAGAGGAAUUUCUAUAUUCAUAUUUAGAAAAAGGGCUUCCUAUUAAAAUAGUUGUUUGCACUGUGUACUACAGUUCUUUUCAGUGAUCAGAAUUGGAAAGACUUUUAGGCAAUAAGUGUUGGUUUGUGUGUCUGCUAUUGAUAUAGACCUACAUGGGUAGUCCUCACCUUGAUAAAAUUCCAACAGGAGUCACAGCUUCUGUCACUGAUGUUCAACUUUCUUUCAAUACUGUUCACAUUUCAGGUUGGUGUCCCUCUCUCCCCCCCCCCCCCCCCAGUAUGCUGUGUUAACUGGAGUUACACCAAGAAUGACUUCUUAAGUGAUUGCUGCAUAAUUGACUUCUGAGAGCAGGUUAUGAGUUUUCUUGGGAUGGGAUUUGGCUCCUCUUUGUGUUGAAUAUAGAUUGGUGUUAGGGAAAAAUCUGCCAUUGGUGUUUGUGGCUACUCUGUGAUACUGUGCUUUAAGAAAUUAAAGCAUAAGGACCGGAUGAAAUUGUAGAGGCAAUUACAAAUGGGAGGGUAGAGUUGGUCUCAAGUGCCCCAGAUGUGCUAGUGAACUUCAAAGGACAUACAAAUAUCCCUUUCUGAUUGUUGGAGACAUUAGUUUUCUCAUUCUCUGUCCUCCUUGAAAGCAAAUGGAUGUAUUUUUGCAGUAACUUUCAUUCAAAUUUUUCUUGGUGGAUUGCCAUAAGAAAAGGUUAUUUGGAGGGUCCGAUGGAUGGAUGGCAAUGGCAAUGCCAUUUGUUUGAUCGGUGACUGGCGGUCCUGUAUGCAUGUGGUUGGUUCAAAGAAAAGUGUUGCCGUUUUUGCAAUUCAGUCUUAGUAACUGAAAGCAGAUUCCCCGAUUCCUUCUCCCUAUAUCCUAAUGCCUUUCGUAUGCCAGUCUUCAGAGAGCCUAUUUGGCCUCAUUAGUUCAUGUUCUCAGUAGUGGUAUGCACUUCAAAAAUAUUCAUAUUAAUUUUGGAUCUGGAUUUGAGGAAGGAUUGUCCUGGUUUGGGGGGAUUCUUAUCAAUUCUUAAUUUUUUUCAGGUUUUUUUGUGGAGGAGUCCCAAAAAUUUAGGACCAGUUUUCCCCCAUUCCCCAUCCAGAGGCAGCAGGAAAGGGGAGAGAGAAAGAGGAAGCUGACUCUGCCAAACAACUGUUUAGUGGUGCCUUCAUCCCUUUACAUUUUACUGUGCUAGUAGUUUCUAUGGGACAACCUUGCCUCCAAACACAAGUCAGGCCUAUCCCCAAAGAAAAUAAUGACCCUUUAAAAUUUAAAGUUACUGGAGAGAGCCCUCCCUUGACUAAUAGGUGAUUGGGUAGACGUGGCCCAGGGGACUAGAUCUAUCAUCCAUAGGAAAUAAUAGGACCAUUAUUUCCUGUGGGCACUAAACUGGCUGGGUCUACUGCUAGUGGGAAAUAAUGGCCCCAUUAUUUCCUAAGAGUGUUAGUUAGGCCAGAUGAUCUACCCACAAGAAAUAAUGGGACCAUUAUUUCCUGUGGGUGGUAGGCCUAGCUUCUGAGGCCAUGUCUACUUGAUCAAAUGUUAGUUAACAUCUCCUGAUUUCAGCGGUUUAAAGAGAAUAGAGAUAAAAACAGAUAUUUUCCAGGGCCGACUUUCUCUCUCUCCUUGUAAUGGUCAGCUGCACCUUCCCUUCGGAGUAUGUGGACAUCUGAAAACUUGAAAUGCUUCCAAAAUUCCAGGAGAUAAAUUUUUGCUACUCCUAGAAUUUCAGGAGUGUUUGGAUCAUUUCAGAUAUCCCUAAAUUGAACAGAAACAGCUAACUUGGGGUUUAUUUUUGGCUUGGUAUAUCUGAAUGCACAUCCCUCCAUCUCAGGAGUUUUUUUAAAAAACAUUUCUUUUUGCUUAUAAAAUGAGGACAAAUUUUGCAUACAUACUUCCUUUCUGUAAACAUCCCAGGAGAAUCGAACUAGUUUUCUGGAUCUACGAUUAGGGAGGGAGUGUCUUUUAAAUUGAAUGAAUUGUACUCUUUCAUUGUAUGUAAAAAAAUAAUUUUACUGCUUUCCAAAUAGCUUGUGGAGAAUCCAAGAACUAUCUGGUGUAUGGUAAUAGGACUUUAGCAGCUAGCCUUGAGGGAGGUGGAUGAUCUGGUAAUGGUCAGCUGCACCUUCCCUUCGGAGUAUGUGGACAUAUUAAACUGCCUUAUAGGGAGUGUCCUUUAGUCCAUCUAGCCACUAUUGUCUAGUCAGAUUGGCGGCAGCUUUUCAGGAUCCACAGACAACAUUUCUUCCCAGGCCUGCCUUGAUAUCUGAAAUAAUAUUUUUCACUGGAGAUUGAACCUGGGAACUUCUACAUGCUUUCCCAAGUGAUGGCCCUGGUUCUGUUACUCUGCUAUGAGUAAUUUACUUUUGGAGAACUCAUUAAUACAUUUUCCUGUCUUUCCUUUUACCCCAGAAAAGCAAUCUGGAACAGGUGGUUGUGCCCUACCUUCUGAGAUUUGUUUUAGGUGGGUAGCCAUGUUGAUCUGCAGUAGAACAGCAGGAUUUGAGUCUAG